AUGUGCGGACGGCGAGCCCGGGCAGCGUCCCAGGGCAGGGCCCAGUGCUGCGCCCUGCCGGGCACCGUGCUCCUGCUCCUCGCCUACCUGGCCUACCUGGCCCUGGGCACCGGCGUGUUCUGGAUGCUGGAGAGCCCCGCGGCGCAGGCCUCCAAGGCGAGGUUCAAGCGCGACAAGUGGGCGCUGCUGCGGAACUUCACGUGCCUGGACGGCCCGGCGCUGGACUCGCUGAUCCGGGGCAUCAUCCACGCGUACCAAACUGGGGACAUCGUCCUGGGCAAUACCACCAGCAUGGGGCGCUGGAAGAUCAUGGACUCCUUCUUCUUUUCCGUGUCCACCAUCACCACCAUUGGCUACGGCAACCUGAGCCCCCACACGAUGGCCGCCCGCCUCUUCUGCAUCUUCUUUGCUCUGGUGGGGAUCCCGCUCAACCUCGUGGUGCUCAACCACUUGGGGCACCUCAUGCAGCAGAGUGUGCACCGCUGUGCCCGCAGGCUGGGGGGCGCCUGGCAGGACCCGGCCAAGGCCCGCUGGCUGACGGGCUCGGGCGCCCUCCUCUCGGGCCUCCUGCUCUUCCUGCUGCUGCCGCCCCUGCUCUUCUCCCACAUGGAGGGCUGGAGCUACGUGGAAGGCUUCUACUUCGCCUUCAUCACCCUCAGCACCGUGGGCUUCGGCGACUACGUGAUCGGGAUGGACCCCUCCCGGCAGUACCCACUGUGGUACAAGAACACAGUGUCCCUGUGGAUCCUCUUUGGGAUGGCGUGGCUGGCCCUGAUCAUCAAACUGAUCCUCUCCCUGAUGGAGACCCGGGGGAGAUCAUAUUCCUGCUGCCACCACAGCUCCAAGGGGGACUUCAAGCCCCGAAGCUGGAGGCAGGGCCCAGAGGGGGAGGCCGAGCCCCACUCCCCACGGCCAGGCUGCUAUCCGGAGGGGCCUGUGGGAGCCAGGCAGCAUUCGGAAGCCUCGACUCAGGUCUCACGCUGUGGGAAGCAGAGCUAGUUGUACUCCAGGGUUUGUUCCCCCUUCUUUCUCAGUAGCAAGACCCCUUAUUUUCAUCUUGGUACAGGGCC
Eptesicus fuscus (big brown bat) is the source of this 1070-nucleotide messenger RNA. RefSeq names its product potassium two pore domain channel subfamily K member 17 (gene KCNK17). Gene Ontology annotation, cellular component: membrane. The record is from RefSeq and is a predicted model, not a curated record. The coding region runs from base 1 to 999 and encodes 332 amino acids. NCBI's taxonomy places the organism in Eukaryota, Metazoa, Chordata, Mammalia, Chiroptera, Vespertilionidae. Gene Ontology annotation, biological process: potassium ion transmembrane transport; stabilization of membrane potential. The transcript has 5 exons. Gene Ontology annotation, molecular function: potassium ion leak channel activity.